AAGUUAUUUUUAUUAUAAAUUAACUGGUGUAAUUAUUUUAACCAUUAUUAAGUUUAAAGAAAAAAAGGUAUCAAAAAUCUUGACAAAUAAUUAUACAAUGAAUAUCUUGAAUAAAAUCUUCACAAAAAAACUCCCCAGAUUAUCAUGUUCCUGAGAGAAAUAGGCAUGACGUACGCGAUUUCAUAUAGUUCUCAAUGGUGUAUUUUCUUGUUGAAAAUUGUAAAACCUACAAAAAUUGAGAGCAUUAAAGUUAAUUAGAAAAAUAAUUGUGAAUAAAAAUUUUAAUUUGUUAUUAUCUUAACGAAGAUAUUCAAAAUAAUAAUAUUAUUAGAUAAAUAUUUAGAGUGUGCAUGUUUCGAUCAAUCUGCCAUGAUAGAUCGGAGCGCGUCUUCUUUACACCCUGAAAAAGUGAAGGAUUUACAGCGAAAUGUGGGAGCUCCUCUGUGAGGAGUAACACUUUAUGGUUGCAGAAUGGUGGUGGAUUGUCUGUCAGUUCAGGGGUCAGCUGCAGCGCGGAAGCAGGAGAGGAGAUUGGGAGGGUCGGUAGGAAACAAGAUGCAGCCGAAUGAAGUUAGCGGUGGCACCGGCGGCAUGACGCCCAAAGAACUGUGUGAUAAUGAUGAUCUUGCCACUUCUCUUGUAUUAGACCCAUAUUUGGGUUUUGUUACACAUAAAAUGAAUAUCAGAUAUAGGCCACUUAAAGUUAACAAGGAUGAGCUCCGCAAAAUAAUAACAGAUUUCAUUCAAACUCAGAAUUAUGAGAAAACUUAUAAAAAAUUAAUGAGUGGUGACUGGGGUGCAAGAUUACCACACACGAAAUCUAAACAACAACAGAUUAAUCUACAGAAGCAUGUUUAUCGUUAUUUGAGAGUUUUUGAUAAGGAUUCUGGAUUUGCUAUUGAACCCUGUUAUAGGUAUUCAUUGGAAGGUCAGAAAGGCGCUAAAAUAUGCGCAACACGUAAAUGGCUGAAGCAUGAUAAAAUUCCAUGUCUUGUUGGUUGCAUUGCUGAGCUUAGUGAAAAAGAGGAGGCAGCGUUGUUGCAUCCCGGAAAAAAUGAUUUCUCCGUUAUGUUCAGUUGUCGCAAAAAUUGCGCUCAGUUAUGGCUUGGACCAGCAGCUUACAUUAAUCAUGAUUGUCGUCCUAAUUGUAAAUUUGUAGCUACUGGACGAGAUACAGCAUGUGUCAAAGUACUUCGAGACAUAGAAGUCGGUGAGGAAAUAACAUGCUUCUAUGGUGAAGAUUUCUUUGGAGAUGGUAAUUGCUUCUGUGAGUGUGAAACUUGUGAACGACGUGGUACUGGUGCAUUUGCCAGUCAAAAACCCGGUGAUGAUUUAUCAACAGGAUAUCGUCUAAGAGAAACAGAUAAUCGUAUAAAUCGUACGAAACAUCGUCAGCAGCCACUUGGAGCUUCGAAACAUCAAGCAGAUGGAGCAUUGAAUGAAAAAAAUGCAAUGCUUGUCGGUAAUGCAGCAGUUGCACCGCAAUCAUUGAGUAUAAAAGAAUUACGACGUAAAGGUUUAACAAAAUAUGAUGCAGAACUACUCAUUGCUCAAGGUUGUAGAUUUUCAGAUAUUGCACAACAGCAACCUGUAGUUCCUGAAGAUAGUACUAAUUCAUCGCAAGCUCCAAGACCUCAUCCGUCCUCAAUAAUUGGUCCCGGAACAAGAAAUUUAAGAAAUAAACAAACUAUUAAAAAUGAAAGCAACAACAAUAAUAGUAAUAACGAUAACCAUCUCUAUAAUAAUAAUUCUACUAGUAGUAAUAAUAGCAAUGGACAUACUAAAAAUGGACAAAGCUUACGCGCAUCAAGACUUCAGAAAAGAACUGAAACAAAAAGAACUCGUGCAAAUGUUGAUGAACCUUCAGUUCAUCUUACAGACAAUAAUCAUAAUACAGAAAUGAAUCAUCAUAAAGAUAGUUAUGAUCAAAUGGCAAUAAAUUGUUUUCAUGAAGAAACUAAAGAAAAUCCAUCAAAAUCAUCUCAUAAUCAUAAUUCCACUGACACUGUAGAAAGUAGUACAAAACAUCGAAAUUAUCCUGUUUUAGCUAAAAAUUUAUUUGAAAAUAAAGAGUUUAAUGAUACUUUGCCGUCAAAAAUGGAUAAUUCUGAAAAAGAAUUUAAUGUUCAUAAUUAUCCAAUUGUAGAGAAAGAAGAAACAAAACCAGGGAGUAUUAAAGAAAAUGUUCAGAUAGAGAAAACAGCUGAAUCUACAAUUAAUAAUUUACAACAACAAACAAAUAAUGUCGGACAUUGGUGUAAUCUUACGUCAUUCAAUGGGGUAUCAAAACGACGUAAGUCUCUUCAAACAUCUGAUUCUCGAGAUAUUGAACAUAGAAAAUCUCCAGCACACGGUGAAACACCUAGGAAAACAAAUUAUGAAAGGAAUGAAAACCAAACUGAAGAAUUCCCUCAAAUGAAUGCUAAAACAGCACCAGUUGUAAGUGAAUUUUCUGAACAAAAUUUUAAUUUUCCCAAAACUUCAAAAGAUUCCAGAAUGAAGAUUGAUUGUACAGAACAAAUAUCAGUACAAGAAGAAGAAAGAUUACGAGAAACUGUUAUUUCAGAUAAAGCUUUAAAUAGAGAGAAUAAUAAUCAAGAUUUUUAUUCCGGUUUUAGUGAAAAAAAUGAGUUAAAUACAACAAACAUUGAUAUGAAUAAAUUGGAAGAUGAAUCUACUAGUAAAAAAUCUGAAGAUACUAGAAGUUUUACACUGAAAAGAUCAUUUGGUAAUGAAUCAGAAAUGAUAGAGAAAACAAUCUCUCGAUCACGACGAAAAAACAAACGAGCAAACAGAGGUGGUACAACAAAAUCGAAGAAAACUAAAAACCUAUCAAAUACAGAUGAAAAGGAGAGAACAAAAAAAGGUCGUAGUAAAAUAACAGGAUGUAAUAAAAGAUUAACUAGAAGUUCUCGGAGAGAUAAUAAAAAAAUUAUCACUACGACACCUGUAGUUGGAGCUACUACUGACGAUGAUUCAGGAAUUCAAGGAGAUAUUUAUGAAUUCAGUGAAAAAGAAAGUAAUCUCGAGGAUGUUGAAGUACUUAGACCCAAUAAAAAUGAAAAUCGUGUAAUUGAAAUUUCUAAUUCUAAACCCGAAGAACCUCGUAGCGAUUUUAGUAAAAAUGAACCCCCAGUUCUUGUUCGAGAAGAACCAUGGCCUGCAAAGCGAGAAAAUGUAUCUAAAGAAGAAUGUGAAACACUUAAUAUGUGUGAGUCUAAUUUAAAAUACAGCAAUAAUUCGAGAAAACAGUCUGUAUUACCGGAAUAUCAAUGGCAAAGUGAGCCAACUUAUAAAGAAUGUCCGACAACACCAGACCGUCCUGGUGGAAGAUUAAAACUUACACUACGUAUGAAACGAUCCCCAGUGUUAGAUGAUGUUGUUGAAUCAGGAACAAGUCUGAGCGAAGACAGUUUUGAACCGGAGUAUGAAGUACUCAAAGUAGAAGGUGUAGAAAAUACAAGACGUAAGAAAAAACAUAAAACUCGUGAUCGCGAAAGGCGACAUAAGAAACGCGAAAUAACUCUUGAUUCACCGCCACCACCUCCUAUGAAAAGACUUCGACUGAUUUUUGGCAAUGAAACUCACACUAUUGAUUUACCGCAUUCUUAAUGAUUUAAUGCAUUAAGUAAUUAAUUAUAAUCAGUAAAAUCACAAAUUUAUCAUUAUUAAUUUUUGCAGCAAAUGUAAUAAUUAAUAAACAUUCUUUUUUAUAAAAAUUCCAAAAUAAUUGUUAAAAAAAAAAAAAUUAAAUUUGAACAUUCAAUAGAUUUACAUUCGUUUGUAGACCUUUAUUUUAAUUGAGGACUAAUUAAAGAAAAAUCUUACUCAUAUUAUGUAUAUUAAUAAUAUAGUAUUAACAUGAGAUAAUUAGUUGAAGUAAAUAGUUCGUAUUAGUAUUAAUCAUUUGCUGCAUUAAAUAUUGAACAUAAUAUAAAUGCGCGAAUAAAAUAUUAUGCAAUAAUUGUAAAUAACACUCGUAAAAUUACACUGACAAAUUAAAUUAAAACACGAGUGCGAUAGAAUGCAGUACGUUACGAAAAAUGUCGCUACAGUCAGGGAAAAUAAUUUUAAAAUAUGAAAAAUUAAAUUUCAAAUUAAUUCUAUGCUGCACAUGGUGCGCAUUAAAAAUUUUAAAAUUCAUUUUUCGUUUACGGACGUAUAUAUUCCCAAAUAUGAUAA
This is a messenger RNA of Chelonus insularis, 4182 nucleotides long. It is a transcript of the gene Hmt4-20, whose product is annotated as Histone methyltransferase 4-20. NCBI's taxonomy places the organism in Eukaryota, Metazoa, Arthropoda, Insecta, Hymenoptera, Braconidae. Gene Ontology annotation, molecular function: histone H4K20 methyltransferase activity; protein binding. Bases 472 to 3612 code for a protein of 1046 amino acids. Gene Ontology annotation, cellular component: nucleus. The transcript is spliced from 4 exons. The record is from RefSeq and is a predicted model, not a curated record.